AUGACCCUCCAGACGAUGCACGCCUUCCACCACCCGCCCGCUCCCGACUCGCCCCCGGACCUGACUGACUCCAAGUCGUCCAAGUCGUCGUCGCUGCCGGACUCGAGCCUGUCCGAGCUGCCCGGCCCGCAUGACAUCUCGCACUUUGAGGACAUCACCCUCGACGACAUCAAGACGACCACCCUGCAUGCCGACAAGCGCGACUCGGCCAAAGCCUUCGUCCCGCGCUCACCAAUGGCGCCCACCGCAACCCUCGCCCGCUCCACCACCCUGCCCACCCCCGGCCCAGCUCCCAGCCGCGACCUGACCACCGCCGCGAAGCCCGCCAAGCCGGGCCUGCGUGUCAACGUCAAUGGUUCCGCCAAAGAGGCCUCCUCCACCCUCGGCAUCCCCAGCCGCCGCAGCAUGCGCCGUGGCUUCAUCAGCCCCUCCACGCCCUCGUUGACCCCGGGCCGUCAGUCCAGAUCGCCCUCGCCCGCAGGCAGCGCUGCGCGCUCCCCCCGCUCCCCGUCCAAGCGCUUCACUGCACCGCCGUCUCCCACCUCGCGCGGCGGCCCUCUCGACUUCAAGCCUGGCCUCAUGCCUACCGUGCGGAGACAGUCGUGGCAGCCCGGCAGGAAGACGGUCGAAGAGUUGGAGGCUGAGUAUCACGACUCGGACGAGGAUCUCCCUGACGAUGCCAUCAUGUGGAAUGUUCCCAUGUCUCCCCGCCCGCCCCACCACCGAGCAUCUCGGUCGCCAUCCUUUUCGUCCGUCGCCGAAAGCGUGCCUGAAGCGAAGAACCAGGACAACGGUCCUCCCAAAUCCCCCUCGCGAUCCUCUACCGGCUCCUCCUACGCUGCUUCCACGCACAGCAGCAUCCCGGAAGACUCCGAGCUUGACGUGACACGGACAAAAUCGUGGGGCGAUGCGCUGGACGACCUGUCACAGGAAGCGAGGGAAUUGACCGAGGCGCUGGAGGAAUACGCAGGCGAGACCGAGCGCCAGCGCGAGGCCAGGAUCCAGAGUGGUGCGGCUUCGGCACGACCAUCGAUAGAGAAGAAGAAGAGCAGCCCGUCGUUGGUUCAGCUACCCCCGAUCCAGAAAGGAAACAUCAUGAUCGAUCCGCUGCCGAUCAGCAAGGAGAAGGAGAAGGUGUUGAGUCGAACGAGACCCAGCUGGCUGCCGCCCAAGGACCCGCAGGAGGAAAGGAAGCAUUUGAGAGAAUACCAGAAGAUGAUGGCGGCUGCGCAGGAGGCUGGCAAGUACCAGAGACGAAUGGCCGCGAAGCUUCAGGAGAAGCAGCAGCAACGCGACACCACCCAAACAUCGAUUUCGCGCAUCUGGGACCAGCACGUGCUUCCCAACUGGGACCAGGUCAUCAACGAGCCACGGACACGCGAGCUGUGGUGGCGCGGGGUCACGCCUCGUAGCCGUGGUACGGUUUGGAAACGUGCGAUCGGAAACGAGCUGGGCCUGUCCGAAACUGGCUACAAAGCAGCGCUAGAACGCGCCAAGAAGCUGGACAAGAAGCUGGCGAAACUCGACCCAGAGUCCAGGGGCAAUGCACGCGAAUCUGUCUGGUUCGACAGCAUCAGACGGGAUGCCAACGAGGCUUAUCCCGAGCUCAAGAUCUUCCAAGCCGGUGGGCCACUUCAUGAGAGCCUCCUUGACGUGCUCAUGGCCUAUGCCAUGUACCGCUCCGACGUCGGCUAUGUCUACGGGACUCACCUGAUCGUCGGUGUUUUGAUCCUCAACAUGUCGCCAGCCGACGCCUUCAUCAGUUUGGCUAACGUCUUGAACCGCUCGCUUCCUAUGGCUUUCCUCGUCAACGACACUAACGCCAUGCGCCGCGCUCGCGACCUUGUCCUGAAAACGCUUCAUUACAAGAUCCCCAAGCUGCACUACCAUCUCACCGAGGGAAUUUCCUUGGAGCCCGAAGAGUUCCUCGAUCCGCUAUUCCGCACCAUGUUCUGCCACGGCCCCGGGCUGGACAUUUCCAGCCGUAUCUGGGAUGUUUACGUGUUUGAGGGCGACAAGUCGCUUGUGAGAGCCGCAGUCGGAGUGCUAGAUGCGCUAGAAGGACGACUAUACGGAAGCCGGGAAGAAGUCCUGGAUUUGUUGGGAUGGAGUGCAACGCAAGAAUGGGGUAUUAAGGACGAAGAUGCAUUCAUGAGAGGCGUUCGAAACGCCGGAAAGGUCGAUUCGGCCAGUACUGGUGGGGUGAGCCCCGGAGGUGCGAGGUAA
Lasiodiplodia theobromae is the source of this 2226-nucleotide messenger RNA. Its product is annotated as TBC domain-containing protein. Gene Ontology annotation, biological process: activation of GTPase activity. The record is from RefSeq and is a predicted model, not a curated record. Gene Ontology annotation, molecular function: GTPase activator activity. The transcript is spliced from 2 exons. Lineage: Eukaryota; Fungi; Ascomycota; Dothideomycetes; Botryosphaeriales; Botryosphaeriaceae. The coding region runs from base 1 to 2226 and encodes 741 amino acids.